GCCCAUGUUUCGCGUUCGGAAGCGCAUAUUGAACCCAUCCCAUGUCCAGUCCACUUCCACGAUGGCAGCGAAUAUCUGUCAGCUCCUCGAUCUAGAGUCUGAGUCGGAAGACGAGGAAAGAUCUAUUUUAAUGUAUCUAUUUAAUCGAAGAAGAACAAAAAGCGAGAAAAAUGCGUAUCUGCGAAAAAGACAAAGUCAUGGAGAGUUCAACUUAUCUAGAGAAGUUCCAGCCAGCAUAUUCAAAGAGACAUUUAGAGUGAACAGAACACAGUUCAACGAAAUCCAUGAAUUGAUAAAGAACGAUAUUACGGGUAAAGAGUGCAAUGCACAAAAACCUAUUGGAAGUGAAGAGAAAGUAACCGUAUGUCUAAGGUAUUUGGCCACUGGUGACAUGUAUAAAACUAUAGGACUGAGCUAUAGAAUGGGACAGAGAACCGUAUCGAACAUUGUUUGUCAAGUCUGUGAAGCGAUAUGGCGACGUUUACAGCCCAUUUAUAUGCCCGAACCAACGGUGGAAAUUUGGAAGAACAUUGCAUUAGAGUAUGAAAGAAAAUGACAGUUUUAUAACUGUUUAGGAGCUGUCGAUGGGAAGCAUGUCGCCAUUCGAAAACCACUUCUGAGUGGCUCUUCUUUCUUCAACUACAAACAAUAUUUUUCUGUUGUUUUAAUGGCGACUGUCGAUGCAAAUUAUCGUUUUACUUCUGUGAAUGUAGGUUCUAUGGGUCGGUUUAGUGACGGAAAUAUUUUUGCCAAUUCUCCUUUAGGAAAAAUGUUAUACAACGGUUCACUGGAUUUGCCAGAACCAAAGCCUUUACCUGGACAAAAUACACCAACUCCAUAUGUAUUUGUUGGAGACGAAGCGUUCCCGCUAAUGAGAAAUUUAAUGCGUCCAUAUCCUAAAGCGAGAGUUGCUGGUAGUUAUCAAAACAAGGUUUUUAAUUAUAGACUAUCUCGGGCUAGACAAACAGUAGAAAGUGCCUUCGGUAUAUUAGCAGCUAGAUUCCGGGUGUACAAGAGACCAUUUGAAUGUAAAUUGGAUACCAUCGAUAAAAUAGUGCUAGCCACAAUUGUGCUUCAUAAUUAUUUGAGAACUAAGAUUCUCUCGAUUGCCACUGGCCAGGAAGAAAAUGAUGAAGUGUUGACAAUUUUAGGAUAUAUACAUACAAAAAUGAAAAGUAUUAUUAAUUAUUAUUAUUAUUUAAAAAAAUAAAUAUGUACUUACGAUGAGU
Messenger RNA from Acanthoscelides obtectus, 1229 nucleotides. Lineage: Eukaryota; Metazoa; Arthropoda; Insecta; Coleoptera; Chrysomelidae. The record is from the annotation of a GenBank genome assembly.